Molecule: messenger RNA, 2184 nt
Organism: Exophiala mesophila
Lineage: Eukaryota; Fungi; Ascomycota; Eurotiomycetes; Chaetothyriales; Herpotrichiellaceae
Exons: 2
Coding region: 136-1935 (599 amino acids)
Source: RefSeq, a predicted model, not a curated record
CAUUGAACCUGCAACAUCUCCACCCAUGUCCAUCCAAGUCCUGUCGACCUUGGAGGGUGCUCUUUUGGGUGUAGACCAAGUGAGUCUGCACGAGUCUCCCCUCGAGGUCACGGACAUCCACCAACGACCGGCGCCAUGCUCUCUCUUAAGUCGAUGCCGGUGGCCGCCUUCAGCAAUGAGCCCAAGACAACUAUCCAACAGUUGCCAGUGGAGAUUCUUGAUGACAUUGCCCAACAAGUCUUCGACGAUGGACUGAGACAGAUUGACACCCUCACUCCCUUCGCUUCUACAUGUCGCCGCUUCCGUGAAUCCGCCCUCCCUCUUCUCUUCCGUCGAGUCUCACACGCCGUCCACCACUACAACGACGACUGUGCUGGUGGCAAUCUGCGUCGCCUUGUGGCACAUCCACAUCUGUUGACCUCCGUCCAGACCCUCCACAUUACCAUGCCCUUUGACCGUCCUAGCACUGUCCCGCAAGCCCUCGCCCACGCCGUUGUGCCUUUGGUGGCCCGGCAAGACGACCUUGAGCUGGAGCCGUUGCGCAAGGCUCUACCUAUGAUGCAUCUACUUCGUGGUGUUCGUUUUGAAUGUCCCGCGGACGCAGCCUACCGAAUUCUUCUCAUGUUGCCAACAGACCGCACGUACGAGAUCAUCUUGGAUCGUAUAUACCCAAGUCAAACAUGGCCCGACCCUCGAUUGCUCGUGGCCAAGUUGCCUGUGAUCGUGUCGUGUCACAAACUGAGUGUUGGCAUGGUUGGGGAUUGUGCGACGGCAGACGACGUGACGACUCCUUUGCUCCAUCAGGCCUUACUGAGGGCCUCUGCGGUCCAUCUCCCUGCAGAAUGGGUAAUCGGAGAUGGGAUCGACAACACCAUGCACUCCACGUCGCCGUCGAUGUUUGGUAAGGAUGACGCUCUAGAGGAAUUGUUUCUCCAACCGAGACGCUGCCCACGAUAUCGACCCAUCGAGUUGCACGAGUUGCACGUGACACCAUCAGAUUUCCCAUGGCAGAGACUACGGCGACUGUCACUGGACCUGGGAGGGUUUCUGGCCGAGUUUUGGCGCUAUAUUGGCCCUCGAUUGACCAUGCUAGAAGCACUCCGGAUUCACGGACCCAUUGGACCAAGUUACUCCUUGGCACAUGGCGAUGCUCGACACUAUACUCGGCGACUGGCGAACGGCAAUGGCGAAUAUGUCGACGGACUAGCUCACGGGUUCGACUUGACCAAUCUGCAGAACCUCCGCGAGCUGGAGAUCAACGGCAGGAAUUUCUCAAUGCCCAUGUCCAAAUUGGUCGGUCCAGGAUUGAGGCGGCUAAGACUGCACUCGGAGAAUGUGCAGUUGUACGCGUUCCAGUCGCGAGAUCAGAGGAGUCCAGGGGAGAUUAUGGAAGCAGCACGACGGGCGCCAGAUCUGGAACAUCUGGAGCUAGACAUUGGAUAUAUCGACAAUCUGUGGCACCCCACGGCGAUUCCUGGGGUGGACGUGGACGUGGAGCAAUACUCAUUCUUGGACGCCAUCACUCGGUUUCGACGGCUGCGCUUCCUUCGGCUGUUUCCACCGUUUGUGGCCAGAGGCGAAACCUUUGACUAUAACCGGGCGCGUCUGUGCGUGCCGGUGAGUGACGACCAAGCCAUCCGACUGUUUGAACACGUACGCAAGAAAUGUCCACGCUUACAGAUGCUGUCGAUCGCUGCGGUGCCGUAUGCGGUCAGAACCCACACCAUGAGCUGGGAGGUCAAAAGGCACGGUUCCCAGACUGUCCUGACGACACGACACCGGGAUAAGAAUUAUCAGCACCGACAGGUCUGGGUCGGCCAACGUCGACUCAGCAGCGAGAUCCAGCGGUUCACCAAGAGGACACCUUACCUGCCAGAGUCGGAGUCAUGGACAUUGUCCGAUCUCGAGUGGGAAGACCGCAUGAGAGUGGCGUAGGGUAGUGAAUGUCUAUUCAUAGCCCUCGAUUCGAUCUACCGAGUACUUGUCGAAUGUAAUUAAAAGAACAUCAAGUGGAGUAGACGCGGGCAUGUCCGUCCGAGAAGUACUCAGCUUGUCAUUCAAGACCAGUUGUGUUGACAGAUCAAUUUCAGCUGUUGCUGGAGUGGACCUGUAGACUUGUUAUAACGUAACUUUGACGAAUAUGAGAUGUCACGGCAUUGUGAGUUGCUACGAACAACGGUUCUG